CUCCCCCUCCCUCUCCCCAUUCUCUCUCUAGAAUUCUACUGCUAGACCUCUACUGUAUCUUCAGUUAUUCACGAACGUUGAGCAACCGGUUUCGUAAAAAUGCCAGGUUCAGUUUCCUUUCUGAAGCAGUUACGUGGAAGAGAGGCUUGGAAAUCAACAUCCAGCAGGUGGGGUGGGACAAACAAGUAUAGUGCUGGUGGGAGCUGUGGUAAUGGCGGAUGUGAGGAAAGUCUGAAGCAAAUGGAAGGCUUGAACAUGUAUGGAGGAGGUGAUCAUCAGAAUGCAGGUGGGUCCUCGGUAACGAGGAAGAGAGUGAUGGUGGUGGUGGAUCAGAGCUCACAUUCCAAGCAUGCAUUGAUGUGGGCACUCAACUACGUAGCCAACAAGGGUGAUUUUCUCACUCUCCUUCACAUCGUUCCUGCAGCUGCUUCUAGUAAGGGUUCUGAAAGGGCCUCUCAUGAGUCCUCUUCUUGUUCUCCUUACCUGGCCAACUCUCUUGGCUCUCUUUGUAAGGCUUGCAGGCCUGAGGUGGAAGUAGAAACACUGGUUAUUCAAGGCCCAAAACUGGCAACAGUGAUGAGCCAAGUGAAGAAGCUGGACGUGUCUGUGUUGGUGCUGGGUCAGAAGAAGCCAUCUCUAGUAAUCAGCUGCCUAUGUGGGACCAGCAGCACAGAAGAGUUUGUGGAGCGGUGCAUUAACAACGCGGAGUGCUUGACUCUGGGAGUAAGGAAGCAGAGCCGAGGCAUGGGUGGCUACCUAAUCAGCACCAGAUGGCAGAAGAACUUCUGGCUCUUGGCUUAAGUAAUUAUUAUGUCAUAAAUUAACAUUAAUAUAUACGAGAAGGUAGCAUCUAAUAUUAGCUGCCCAACUUAAUGCCCUGUAACUGCUAACCUACUAGAUCAUUGAUCUUGGUUUCUGAUAGAUCCUUUGUUUGUGGAUGAUUUAGAUAUCAAAGAUCUAUUGACAUAUAAAUGAGUCAUAAGGUCGGAUUUGAAUUCAAGAAUCACUCUAA
Messenger RNA from Juglans regia (Persian walnut), 1012 nucleotides. RefSeq lists its product as uncharacterized. The coding region runs from base 100 to 801 and encodes 233 amino acids. NCBI's taxonomy places the organism in Eukaryota, Viridiplantae, Streptophyta, Magnoliopsida, Fagales, Juglandaceae. The record is from RefSeq and is a predicted model, not a curated record. The transcript has 3 exons.